AUGUGCUACUCCUUCAUUGGCUGGGGCUGGCCUAGUUCGAUCAUGACUGGUGGGUGCGAUAAGGUCUUGAGGGUCUGGGAUGGAUUUUCAAUUACUGGCUUUGUUGGAUCCAUCAAGGUUUUACCUCACUUCCACGGAAUGUUAACGUUCCAACACCUUUGGGUCCCCACUUUCCCCAUUCAACUGGUACUCCAUCUGCCGCAUCUUCUCCUCACGUCUGAUCUGGCAGGAUGUAAAGACCGGAUUCAAACGCGUGUAGGUAAUGAUAGUGGAGUCUCGGACUUCCGCAAAAACACUAAGUCACUUAUUCCCAGGGCGCACUUGAUAUUUUUCUCUCCGCACGGUAGCGUGUUCGUGUUUUUGGUUAAGUUAGGAGGUUAG
Messenger RNA from Laccaria bicolor S238N-H82, 381 nucleotides. RefSeq lists its product as uncharacterized. NCBI's taxonomy places the organism in Eukaryota, Fungi, Basidiomycota, Agaricomycetes, Agaricales, Hydnangiaceae. The coding region runs from base 1 to 381 and encodes 126 amino acids. The transcript is spliced from 6 exons. The record is from RefSeq and is a predicted model, not a curated record.